This is a messenger RNA of Triticum dicoccoides, 1270 nucleotides long. Its product is annotated as ankyrin-1-like. Lineage: Eukaryota; Viridiplantae; Streptophyta; Magnoliopsida; Poales; Poaceae. Gene Ontology annotation, molecular function: protein binding. The coding region runs from base 77 to 1252 and encodes 391 amino acids. The transcript is spliced from 10 exons. The record is from RefSeq and is a predicted model, not a curated record.
CAGAAGCUUCCUCCGACUCCUUGCUCCUUACCGCCGCCGCCGCCGCCGGCGAAGAGUAGAAGGGCGAGGGGAGAGGAUGGGGACCCGACAUAUACCGCUGCCUUGCCUGUACGAGCUCCUCCUCGGCAAAGAGCGCGACCGUUGGUCGCCGGAGGCCAGGUUCAUCGAAGCCGCCCACAACGGCGACGUCCGCAAGAUCAAGAAGAUUGCAAAGGAGCUGGACGUCCGCGGGCACGGGAUCCCGGUGACGGUGGCCAACACCACCUACAUGGGCAUGAACGCCCUCCAUGCCGCCGCCGGCUGCGGCAGCUUCUCGGUCUUCCAGUAUCUCGUGGAGGAGGUCAAGAUGGAUGUCGACUUGCCUGACACCGCUCAGCAGUUUACACCCGUGGCGCAUGCCGUCACCAAUGGCAACCUUCCCGCCGUCAAGUACCUCAUUGAUCAUGGCGCUGAUGUGCAUCAGCAACGUGCAAAGGGAAACAUCACUCUUCUUCAUGCAGCUGCAGUUCAUGGGUACUCUGAAAUAGUAAAGUUUCUUCUUGUGAGGGGAGCUGAUGUGCAUGCAAUAUCAGAUCAUGGAACAGCACUCGCGGAUGCUGCCAUUAGAGGAUUUCCUAGUAUUGUCAAGAUCCUUUUGGAGCACAGUGCAGAUCCCAACAAGGCUAGUUGUCAGUUUGGACUUUUAAGCAUGGCAUUACAAAAAUCUUCUGUAUCCUGUGUGAAGUUAUUGAUUCAGGGUGGAGCUAAUGUCAGUGGUGAUAGUCCUCAGGAUAAUCUUUUGGUAAAGGCUGCAGAGAAGGGCUUAACUGAAGCUAUCAAGUGCUUGUUGGAAGCUGGUGCAAACCCGAAUGUUGCUAGCACAUUUGGUAGACUGCCAAUUGAGUUGGCUGCUGAGUAUGGUACACGGGAAGAUGUUGAGAUUCUCUUUCCGUUCACCUCGCCCAUUUCAACUGUGGCAAAUUGGAGCGUUGAUGGAAUCAUUAGUCAUGUGAAGAUGGAAAUCAAGCAACUAGAGGAUGAAAAAUUUGUGAAAGAGAGGGUGUCUGACCUGAAACGACAAGCAGAUGAAGCAUUCAAAAAGCAGGAUUAUCUAAAUGCAUCAGUGCUCUACACACAGGCACUGAAGAUGGAUAACUUCGACGCCAAGUUGUUGUCAAACAGGAGUCUUUGCUGGCUUCGCAUGGGUGAUGGACAAAGGGCUUCUGAUGAUGCAACUAAAUGCAAAAGGAAAUGGACAAAGGGUUUCUGGUGAUGGACAAAGGGCUUCUGG